AUGGCCUCAAGCACAAUGUCUUCUCAAAGAUCUGGCUCGUGGACGGCUAAGCAGAACAAAGCCUUUGAACUGGCCCUAUCAACCUAUGACCAGGAUACUCCUAACCGUUGGCAAAAUGUUGCCAGUGUUGUUGGUGGAAAAACAACAGAAGAGGUAAAGAGACACUAUGAACUUCUUGUUCGAGAUAUCAACAGCAUUGAGAACGGUUAUGUUCCAUUCCCAAACUACAAGACUAGUGGAGGCUGCACCAAUGGCAGGCUGAUUCAUGAGGAAAAUAGAGUGAGAAAUAUGAGACUGCAGUGA
This is a messenger RNA of Microthlaspi erraticum, 303 nucleotides long. The record is from the annotation of a GenBank genome assembly. NCBI's taxonomy places the organism in Eukaryota, Viridiplantae, Streptophyta, Magnoliopsida, Brassicales, Brassicaceae.